CAUCAAACGAUCAGUAAAUCCAGAGCAUCCAAACAAUAAACAAACUAUUCAAAAAUGUUCUCCUUAAAGUGCAUUCUCUUGGUGGUCUCCUGCCUUAUACUAAAUGCUACAGCUUCACCCAUAGAAUUUGAGGAAUUCUAUGAACUUCAACCUCAAGAUGCUGUCUACUAUGAAUAUGAACCGGUAUUAUCCAGACAAGUAAGAUCACCUCAGGGUGGCAACAUUGAUUUUGGUGUCAAAAAAGAUCAAUAUGGACGUGAAGCCUCAGUCAAUUACAAUCACAAUUUGUAUAGCAGCAGUGAUGGUCGAGGAUCAAUUGAUGCUUAUGCACAAGCUUCUCGUAAUUUCGACUAUAAUCGUAAUGAUUUUGGUGGUGGCAUCCGUGGCUCCUGGAGAUUUUAAAUUAUUUAUACAUUGUUUUGUAAUUGGUAGAAAUAAAUGACUGAUUAAUUUAUUUAAAAUA
Messenger RNA from Calliphora vicina (urban bluebottle blowfly), 463 nucleotides. RefSeq lists its product as uncharacterized. The record is from RefSeq and is a predicted model, not a curated record. Bases 55 to 402 code for a protein of 115 amino acids. The transcript has a single exon. NCBI's taxonomy places the organism in Eukaryota, Metazoa, Arthropoda, Insecta, Diptera, Calliphoridae.